CGUUACCUCAGUAAAGCAAUGUUGCUGUGCUUAUUACUUGAUAUAAGCUCUGGAAUAAAAAUCCUUAAGAAUGUCGUGCAUUUGCCAGUACAUAAUUAGUUCUUCAUCCUCGACAAAUGGCGGCGGUCAACCCAUUGCAUUUCCACUGUCCAACGCGAAUGACAUUUCUGCGGCUGCCAUAGGGCAAGAAGGACCCUGCGAUGCCUCCAUGGAGCCUGUCACAGAUGAUACCAAGAUAGCUGUCUGCGUCUCGGAGCUGGCCGAUUGCCGCUCCGAAAACUGGCUGCUAAAAAAGAAGCUGGAGGAGCAUGAGGUGACCAUUCAGAAUCUGGAGCAUCUAAUGACCACCAUUAUGAAUAAGCAGCAUAAGAUGCUAGCUGAAGUGUUGCAGCUGCGCAAACGCAAUCAGGAACUCAAAAAUGAGUGCAACCUACAGCGCGAAUAUCACGCGAUGGAGCGCAAUGCGCUGAUCAAGGAAAUCUACGAUCUGAAGAACAGAGAUCAAAUGUGUGCACUGAGUGCUGAGGAGGAUGAGUCUAAUAGCUCGAUGAAUAGUCAGGAGGAGUAUGGCGAGCAAAUCGAGACAGACAGCGACGAGGCGAAGUUAUGCUACGAACAUGACAGCGAUGGGGUGGAGAAUGAGGAGGAUGGGGAUGAUGGGGAGGAUGAGCACUCUGCAGGCUCAUCGGCUGAGACCUCGGCUCCAUCCUCACACAAUGGUUCAAUGUACUCGGCCGAUUCGGAUACUUACGAAACCGAUGAGAGCGAGGAUGAAGAACAGGAAUCUCAGCAUGAGCAGGAGGAGUACAGCACUGGUACUGAAUCUGAAUCCGACUAAAUAAAUUGCAUUUAGUUUUAGUUGAACCAUGUUAGCAUGUCUGGUUGGAUUAUAUUAUUUACU
Molecule: messenger RNA, 901 nt
Organism: Drosophila novamexicana
Lineage: Eukaryota; Metazoa; Arthropoda; Insecta; Diptera; Drosophilidae
Product: glutamic acid-rich protein
Exons: 3
Coding region: 71-838 (255 amino acids)
Source: RefSeq, a predicted model, not a curated record